AUGUGGCCUCUGUUGGCGCUGCUGUUGGCGCUGCUCUUCCAGCACCCGUCUUGGGCGCUGUUUCGGGACUGCGUCGGCGUGCAGAUCCUGUUCAUAUCGGUUGUGUCGCCGUGGUCUGCAGUCACGGGUCCAGUGGCCGGUGUUAUCGCCUUUGCUUGGCGCCUUGGGUGGACCUGCGAAUCUCCCCGGUGCUUCUACGACGACUUUGGCGAGCCUGUGGACUUCAUUCUCAUGUCCCCCGCAAUGGUCGCCGCUGCGGUGCGCAGAUCUGUGGCCAGGUGGCGCACCCGGAGAGUGGCUAGCACGCUCCCCACUCUCAUCGCUGGGGAUCCCGACGUGCACGCCCCGGCGCAGACCGAGAUGCUCACGCUGCUCGUGGACCGCCCGAUUGGGCUGCUCCUCAAAGGACGCGGGAAACCCUGCAGCACGGUGCCGCAGUGGACGGGGCGCUGUCGCUCGCAGCUCCUCUCCGCAGCCACGGGCGGGCAGUGGCCGCAGACCCGGAUCGCGAAGUUGCCGGACACCGACGGCUUCGUCGAUCGACGCUGCCAGCUCUGCGGCGCUGUUCUUGGCACUCUGCUGCACCGCCGUGUUUGCGCGGCCUCGCUGCCCCCGGAAGGGUGGCCCGACCCGCCCGAGGAGUGCGACCGUCUCGUCUCGUCGCUGCCGGAGGCCCGACUUGACCUUCUCCGGACUCGAGGUUUGUUCGCUAUCCGGUUGCCGCGGCCCGUGCCGCAGGAGGAGGUUGCCGUCCGGUGGCAUCUUGGCCCGCCAGACGAGAGCCGCACAGACUUCUGCUGGUACACGGACGGGUCCAUGAAGUACGGUCCGCAAUGGGAAUUGCGGCGCACUGGCUGCGCCAUCGUCGUCGUGUCGGCCGACGGGGACCUCGUCGCGUAUGGUAGUGCUGUGCUUCCGCCGUGGAUUCGAACCGCGGCAGCUGCCGAGCUCUGGGCCGUCCUCCUGGUGCUGUCUAUCGCGAUCGUGCCGCCGUCCAUCCGCACGGACUGCCGCUCGAUUUUGUCACCGGCCAUAGCCGGAACGGUGCAAGCUACCAAGCCCACGAGGAUGCUUGCCCAAGUUUGGUCACGGCUGGCCACCGUCCUUGAUGGCGACGUGUCUGGGCUGGCUAUGUCAGGCAAGUUCACAUGGAUGCCAGCACACGGCACGGCUGCUGUGAUCGGCACGGCUCGUCGAUCCGAUGGCAUUGCGGUCGCGGCGGUGGACUGGAGGGCCAAUCGGUUGGCCGAUGCUGUGGCCAAGGCGGCUGCCGGCUGCCCGCCGCAGCGCGUCGCAGCUCAGCACCUUCUCCUGGACGCGGAGAAGUUGGUUGCGCACGAGGCCGCUGUCUUCGGGGCCGUCACCUACGCGGCGAACCACCAUGAGCGGGUGGAGCUCGGGCUGGACGGCCGCCCUCGGCGCGUGCUCGAGCGCGACGCCGCGGCCAGGCGGCGGCCGAAGGCGGCAGAUCGCGCGAGCGCCCGGGCGCUGCGUGGGCCGCCAGCGGCUCCGGCUGCGGCUGCAGCGCCGGUGGCGGCGCCGCCUGCCGCCCCCUUGCCAGCGAGGCGGGGCCCGAUUCCGCGGGCACGCGGGGGGUGCAGGGCGCAUGCCGCCGCGUCGCGCGCAGCCUCGGCGGCCCGGGCUGCUGCCGACGCAGCUGCUACGCAGGCGGUUUGCGAGGCGCGCGCGGCCGCCCUGCGCCCUUCCUCGGCGCCACCGGCUGCCGAGCGGCUGGCUGCCUUGAAGGCGCGCGUCCUGGCCAGGCUGGGCCAGGAAACCCAGGACUUGAUCGACAUGGCCCUCGGAGAUGAUCAGCUAGAAUGUCUGUGGUUACGAGGUCAGGAGAUAGAGCUCCUGUGCAAGUGCGAGAAAGGUAUUGGGAAGACCCACACGAAGUGGUCCCCAGUGUGCACUGCCUCCUACCGCUUGGUGCCGGUUAUCGAGCUGUCGAGACCAGUGGUGGGAGAUGACGCAGUGCACCUCAAGGAGGCCAGAGGGAUCCUUUGCCGAGAGAGCUCGAUGGCAGCCAGGGCAUCUUUGCGAUGA
Prorocentrum cordatum is the source of this 2046-nucleotide messenger RNA. NCBI's taxonomy places the organism in Eukaryota, Dinophyceae, Prorocentrales, Prorocentraceae. The record is from the annotation of a GenBank genome assembly.